UAAUUUUCUCCAGACCAAGCGCCGCACCGUUCUCCUCCUCCUCCGCGCUCACUGCUUUUUGGUCUGGUCAUCAAUUCUCAUUGUCAAUCCUCUCUUCGGUUGGUCUUCAAGCUCCUCUUCCAAGAUCAGUCCUCAUCACGACAUCACCAGUGUUUAUCAACCUGCAGUGGCAGUGUGGCUCAAUCAAACAAUUACUUAGUCCUUUCCACUCUUCUCUCUCGAAUCGUUAUUCUAACUGCCGCCGGCUUGGAGAGGGUCUUUCGCUCUCCUUCUCCUUCUCCUUCUCCAAUCCACGGUGAUGACUACUCAAAGGAAGAAUAUGUGUGUAAAUGAGUCAUACGAUUGUAAUAUUGAAGAAUGGUUGAUUAAACACAACACUGAUGCUAGGUGGUCAAGCAAGCACCACACAUGGAAUUUGGAUCCUGUUAAAGCAUCUAUUAAUUGGAACUUAGAAUGGACCACAUUAGAUACGGUGCAAUUGGUGCAGGGCAUGAUAACAUCUGUCAUAGAAUUUCAUGAUAAGAAUGAAAUUCACGGUUAUUUUCAUAAUCGUAAGAACUUUUUGUUGAAAUUUGGAAUGAAGUGCUAUUUUCGUGCACAUGUGAGAAACAUCGUUAAAAUUUUUAUUGUGCAUGAUGAUAAGUCAGAGAAAAAGAAUGGUGAUUUGAAAGAUAAAUCCAAAAAUGCUGAUGUGACUGAGUUCGCUAGCAUGAUUUGUCAUACCAUACUUGGUAAAGAGAUGAAUGAGUUACCUUCUAAUUGGAUUAACCCAACUGACAGCGUUAAUAUGCUAUACACGACUGAUAGACAUAAAAAUGUUAUUCCAGUGGAAUUCGUGAAGAAUCAUCCAGCAUUGUGGCCAUGGCGAAGAAGAUUAAUGUUUUAUGAGGAAUGUUGGGUUCGAGCUAUACAUGCGACGGCUGACAUGUAUAAAUAUAAUAGAAAAAGAUAUUACAUCCACAAGUGGGUAAGAAAUAUUGCAAUCAAUAUCAAAUUUAUUGAUUGGUUUUCUAAUAUUUCUGUCGAUACACCGAUGCGACGACUUUUUAAUGAUAUGUGUGGGCGGUCUAGAUUAAAAACAGAUAAUGGCUAUGAUCUCCUUCACUUUCACAGGGUUUUUCAUCAUCACUACUGUGAUCAAGAUAAAUCGCAAAAUCUCAUUGUAAAUCGGACUGAUAGCAAGGAUUAUAAGGACAGAAUUUAUGGAAAUUAUAACAACACAGUAUUCUCCAUUGUUUUUUGUAACCAUAUACAAAACAUUAUGCACGUAUGAUUUAUUUUUUUAUGUAUGUGCUUCUAGAAUUUAAUAAGCUAUUAUUUCUUUUUGUAAUUAGAAUUUAUUAUAUUAAUGUAUCUUUUUGUGUAAUUUGCUUUUAUCUGAUGUAGGAAGUGUAGGAGGAGACAACCAUGAAUAAAUCAUACAUUAAUAUGAUUUAUUGUGCAUGAUGAUAGGUGUAGAAAAAUGGUUGUCUCCUCCUACACCAGAUAAAAGGAAAUUGCACAAAAAGAUACAUUAAUAUAAUAAAUUUUAAUUACAAAAAGAAAUAAUAGCUUAUUAAAUUCUAGAAGCACAUACCUAAAAAAAUAAAUCAUACGUGCAUAAUGUUUUGUAUAUGGUUACAAAAAACAAUGGAAAAUACUGUGUUGUUAUAAUUUCGAUAAAUUCUUUGUCCUUAUAAUCCUUGCGAUCAGUUUGAUUUACAAUGAGAUUUUGCGAGUUAUCUUGAUCACAGCAGUGAUGAUGAAAAACUCUGUGAAAGUGAAGGAGAUCAUAGCUAUUAUCUGUUUUUAAUCUAGACCGCCCACACAUAUUAUUAAAAAGUCGUCGCAUCGGUGUAUCGACAGGAAUAUUAGAAGACCAAUCAACAAAUUUGAUAUUGAUUACAAUAUUUCUAACCCACUUGUGGAUGUAAUCUCUUUUUCUAUUAUAUUUAUGCAUGUCAGCCGUCGCAUGUAUAGCUCGAACCCAACAUUCCUCAUAAAACAUUAAUCUUCUUCGUCAUAGCCACAAUGCUGGAUGAUUCUUCAUGAAUUCCACUGGAAUAACAUUUUUAUGUCUAUCAGUCGUAUAUAGCAUAUUAACGCUGUCAGUUGGGUUAAUCCAAUUAGAAGGUAGCUCAUUCAUCUCUUUACCAAGUAUGGUAUAACAAAUCAUGCUAGCCAACUCAGUCACAUCAGCAUUUUUGGAUUUCUCUUUCAAAUCACCAUUCUUUUUCUCUGACUUAUCAUCAUGCACAAUAAAAACUUUAAUGAUGUUUCUCACAUGUGCACGUAAAUAGCACUUCAUUCCAAAUUUCAAUAAAAAGUUUUUAUGAUUAUGAAGAUAACUGUGAAUUCCAUUCUUAUCAUGAAAUUCAAUGACAGAUGUUAUGAUUAUGAAGAUAACCGUGAAUUCCAUUCUUAUCAUUCAAGGAUCUAGAACAUACUUCAAAUUUAGUUAGUUGUCCACCAAGUGGAGGCAUUUCUAUCAUUGUUUUUUUCUCCUCAGCAAGCUAAUAUUGUUGCAAUGAUUUAUGGGUAGAUAUGUGGAAUUCUUAUCUCCACUUUUAGAUUUGAUUAUCAAGAUUCAAUUAUGUAAUUCUGGCUUAAAUUGGUUACUACCGCAGAUAAAGCAGUUGAUUGGCUUAAACACUUUAAUCCCAUUUUAUUUGAUUUCUAGUAUUCUAAAAUCAGUUUCAAGAAGGAUGGGAAGGAGAUAAUAUUGCAGGGAGUUAGUGAUAUGGGAUCUCAAUCCAAGCUACUGAAUUGUUUGAGUUAUCAGCAGCUAUUACAGAAGCAAGGGAAGGAUUUUCAAACUCCUUUAUUAUGUGUGCAAGUGUCGUAAUCACCUUCAACUAUAUUUUCAAUUACUGCAGUAGGUAAUGUUGUUUCAAGUACUCCUGAUACUAAUUCAGUUGAAUUGCAAAAUCUAUUAAAUAAGUAUCAGUGUAUUUUUUAAUGAUCCAAAGACCUUGCCACCAUUCAGAAGUCACAACCAUUCUAUUCCCUUGGUACCAACAGCAGAACUUGUGAAUAUUAGGCCCUAUAGGUACCCGUGUUUUCAGAAAGCAGAAAUAGAGAAAUUGAUGGAUGAAAUGUUACAAAAUGAGGUCAUACAACUCAACAUCAGUCCUUAUUUUUCUCCAGUACAUCUUGUCAAGAAAAAGGAUGGUUCUUGGAUGUUUAUUAUUAUUAUAUUUUAUUUUUUACCAGCUUUGGGUUUUUGUCUUGCUCAGCUGUAUCUAUGUGAGUGUGACAUUUUGUGUUUGUGACCUCUUCAAUCAAUAUAUCUUAGUUCUGUAUGGUUACUCCAGUUAGGUGCUCGAGCAGAAUUAGAAACCAUGUCACUUCUCCAUGAUACAAAUGGAUUAGAAGUUGGAAUAAGCGAUGCUACAUUCUCCUUAUUGUGCAGGGCAGUGCUUGUUUUAUUGUCGUUGAAUCACUAUAUAGGUUGCUGACUUAGUUUAAGAUCAUUAGUAGUGUGAGCAUCUUUUCAAUUACAGUGACUCUACUCAGAAGUUGACUCUUUUCAUAAGUUGAAUUGUAGCAGUUUUAUUUUGCACUUGGGGAAUCGGCAUUUCUGUUAUAUGCUCACUGGGUCUCCUCCUCGUGGUUUUGGAUUUCCUGCUACUAUUCAAGAUGAUUACUCCCGCACUGUUAAAUUGUUUGUCUUUGAGGAAACCAAUUUCAGUGCAUCCGAAUUAUCCACAAAUUGUUUAUUCUGCCAGUUUUGAGAUCAAAACUUCAUUCAUUAAUAGGGCUGACCAGUGAGCUUUUAAUUUUGUGUUUUUGUUACUAUAAAUGAUACAUCUUUGAUUGUUUAGAACCAUCCAACUUGUUACUGUGCUGAAAUGGCUUAACCUUACUGUAAUUCUUUUCUGAUGGGAUCAUUUUGGUUUUAGCUUAUAGGAGGAAAUUUCCUCUGUUGCAUCCUUCAGUGCUUUUUCAUUUCUGUAGUAUUUUUGUUUGGCUUCUGUUGGAAUUUGAUAAUGGUUGUGCAGGGAGAGAAGCAUGAGAGCAUGAAGAGGAAACAUGAAGAUAAGUGGAAGCAUGAGAGCAUGAAGAGGAAAUAAGAAGAUAGCUGACAAAGUCAGAUUAGAUUAUUGUUUGUUGACAAAGUAAGAUUAGAUUAUUGUUUGUUUCCUUCUUGCCUUUCCCUUUGUUAGGUUUUGAAUCCCUAACAUGGCAGUUAUAGGUAAUUGGGAAAGAAAAUAAUUAGGAAGAAAAGAAAUAGAAAAGUUAGAGAGAGAUAAUAGCAGAGAUAGAGAGAAGAAAGAAUUAGAGAGAUGAGAACUUCAGCUAUCAUUUCAAGUGUUCUUUCUACUUAUUUACACAGCUUCAGCUAGCUUCAGUUAUUCUAACUGAAGUAGUUACAGCUGUUUUGUCUAAGUGAGUCCUCUUAACUACCUCUAUAACAGUUCAUCCUCUUAACUGUUCUCUAGACAUCUCUUACCAUUUUGAAAGUGAAAUUGAUGAAAUUCUAAAAGAGAUGAGCUCCGAAUCUGAUGAUGAUAAUAAUGACCUAUAUGCAAUUGCUCUCAAGUUUCGGCCAGUUAGAAAACAGGGCUAUAACAUGUCGUGUGGUAUGUCCUCUUCUCUUUUCCUUCACUUGCUUUCUUGUUCUUAAUUUAGGCUAUGUUAAGAAAUUUUUGAUAUUGCUUAUAAAAAAAAAAUGGAUGUUCAUUGAUUGUGAAUUUACAAGUGCAGAUGUUUUCAACAAGUUCAAGGACAGCCAAGGGAACCUUAAGGAUUCCCUUGUCAAUGACCACAGAGGAAUGCUAAGCAUGUAUGAAGCUACGCAUCUCAGGGUGCACGGAGAAGACAUUUUAGACGAAGCACUAGCUUUCACUACUGCUCACCUUGAGUCCACGGUUACCCGAAAUUCGCCUCUCGCAGCGCACAUUACUCAUGCACUCAUGCUUUAAUGCAGCCUAUUCGCAAGGGCAUAACCAGACUAGAUGCAAGGCAUCACUUAUCUAUCUACGAAGAAAAAGCCUCAUGUAAUAAAGUUCUGCUAUCUUUUGCUAAGCUGGACUUCAACUUAUUGCAAAACAACAUCAAAAGGAAUUGAGCAGUAUUGCAGAGUGGGAUAUUAGCGCAAUAGAUGAGCUGCCGGAGUACAUGAAAGAAUUUUACAAGGCAUUUCUGGAUGUAUGUACAGAAAUUGAAGAAAACAUGGUCAAUCAAGGAAGAUUAUACCGUUUCUACUUUGCAAAAGAAGCAAUGAAAAUUCAAGUUAGAGCAUAAUUGAUUGAAUCUAAAUGGUUCGCUCAGAAAUAAAUACUGACUAUGGAUGAGUACAUGCCCAUCCCAUUAGUUACCUCAGGCUAUGCAAUGCUGGCAACUACCUCCCUUGCUGGAAUGGAUGUGAGGUUCUUGGGAAAGACUCAAACGCAGAAAAGAACAAUCAAUGGCAGAUGCAAGUAUAUAAUCCUAAUAAUGCAUUCAAUCCGUCUUGUCAACCUUAUUAUUAAGUGCCAAAUUGCACCGAAUGGAGCAGUGCGAGUAAUCCUGCAUAUCCAUGGCGAUUGUAGAAGAAGACAUUAAUCCAUAGCUUUUGAAGAAUGUGAUUCAGUAAAACAUAUCAUUGUAACCAGGAAUUGGCUGGAGAUUAGUUUACUAUGGUUGUUUUUUGAUUAA
Molecule: messenger RNA, 5619 nt
Organism: Hevea brasiliensis (rubber tree)
Lineage: Eukaryota; Viridiplantae; Streptophyta; Magnoliopsida; Malpighiales; Euphorbiaceae
Exons: 5
Coding region: 299-1273 (324 amino acids)
Source: RefSeq, a predicted model, not a curated record